AUGGCCUCUCCAUUAAUGGAAUCACGAAUACGAUAUCUUAACGCUCUUAAAUAUACGCCAAAUGAAACCAUUAAUGCAGGUUAUGAAAGCGCAUUAAAGGAAUUUCCACGAAGGUAUGUGUAAUUAUUUCAUUUCCUUCUCUUACAUGUUAUUCUAAUGAUUACUGUCGCCUCCGCG
Messenger RNA from Didymodactylos carnosus, 177 nucleotides. Lineage: Eukaryota; Metazoa; Rotifera; Eurotatoria; Philodinida; Philodinidae. The record is from the annotation of a GenBank genome assembly.